Messenger RNA from Hydra vulgaris (swiftwater hydra), 4831 nucleotides. The record is from RefSeq and is a predicted model, not a curated record. Lineage: Eukaryota; Metazoa; Cnidaria; Hydrozoa; Anthoathecata; Hydridae.
UUUCCUUUAAAUGAAGCUUAAUUCCGAUUGCCAUUUUUUGACAGAUAACUCGAUGUUUUUCUUUUUUGCUAGCAAAUUCAAAAACAUAAAAGUUUUAUCUUUAGCAUGCCAUUUGAUUGGACCAUUAUAACUUACAAGUUUUAAAUGUAAUCAGAUUAGUAUUUUUGUUCCAUGUUAAAUCAACUGAGUGAUCAGCAUGAAAGCAAGUAACGGAGAAAUAUUUCAUCAAUUUGACCAGAAUUCAAAGAAAAAAGAUGAAUUAUUCAGUCAUAAGUCUUUAUUAACUUUACAUCAGGCAGCUCGUGAAGGUCAAGUAAAGCUUGUGGAGCAGUAUUUAAAAUUGUAUUGGAAAGAUAAAAAGAAACUUAAUGAAAAAGAUGAAGAGGAAACAACAGCUCUUCAUUAUGCAGUUCGCUAUGGUCAUUUUGACAUUGUUAAAACUCUUGUUGCAUAUGGAGCAAAUGUGAAUAUACCAGGUGAAAAUGGGGCUACUCCAUUACACUAUGCAUCUCGUUACACAGUGAGAAAAAAUGAAGAAAUAAACAUUGAAAUCAAGCAGCAAAUGACAACCUAUCAGAAAUUUAGUUUACAUAAAGGAUUGAAACAUUUUGAUAUAUUUUUUGGGGACAAGACAAAAAACCUUGCAAAAAAGCAAAGUAAAGAAAUUACACGAAAGAAAAAAGUUUCACUUGAUAUUUCUCAUAAAGGAUCCAGCACUAUGUAUACUAAUCAAGUUACUAAUAAUACUUCUAGUAUAAAACCUAAAUCACCAUACAAUAAAAGAAAUAGCAUUUUUUCUAAACCCAAAACAAGUUUUUUAUAUCAUUAUGAACAUAAUCAAAAUGAAGAUAAAAAAAAAAGUGCAGUUGUCAUUGUAGGUAAUUUAAAUCAAGAAGAGAUUGCUGAAAUGAAAACUAUAGAUGCACUUAUAAUACCAACUGUAAAAAACGUAACUUCUAUAUCUAAAAUUAGUUUAAGUAAAAACAAUAGUGCUGGUUCAAUAAGUGCAACAACCAAUCUCAGUGAUCAUUUUAAAGAGAAGUUUAAUAAAAAGAAUAAAAAACUGUUUAAAUGGAAAAAAAAUAAUGAUAGUAAACAAAAGGACUCUAUUUUGAUGUUUUUGUUAGAGCAAAAGGUAAAUGUUAAUGCUAAAGAUAUCAAUGGUUCCACUCCUCUCCAUUAUGCUGCUACAAGAGGAAACCUGUUUGCAACGGAUUUGCUACUUAAGCAAAAGAACAUUCAUAUUGAGGCUGUUGAUCAAUCAAAAAUGACACCAUUGCAUUGUGCUUCAAUUGCUGGUUCAUUUGAAGUAUGUGAAAUGUUGUUGAAGCAUGAAGCUUCAAUUUUAUGUCAGGAUAAAGAAAGUAUGACGCCUUUGCAUUGGGCUGCUAUGGAGGGUCAUUUAGAUAUUGUUCAACUACUUUUCAAUCAUGCUGAGAAUCAAGGUGGUUAUUGUUUGGUUGCCAAGUUAUUUCUUGCAUCUAAUCGAAAUGAACAAACUGCUCUUCAUCUUGCAGUUGAGAACAAUCACAUAGAUAUAGUCAAAUUAUGUAUCGAUAAAGGUUCUAAUGUAAACUUAGUACAAGCAAACAUGAAUUCUCCUCUUCAUCUUGCUUGCACCUCAGGGUUUUUUGAGAUUGCAAAGCUUCUUGUUGAAAGUGGUGCUAACAUUGAAUCAAAGAACUCUCUGCAGGAAACACCAUUGCACAAAGCUACAUUGUUUAAUCACUUUGAAAUUAUUGAGUUCUUGUUAGUGAGAAGAGUACAUGUUGAUUGUUGUGAUAAAGACAAUGAAACACCCUUACUUAUAGCUGUGCGUAAAAAUUAUUUUGAAUCAGUAAAAUUGUUGCUUGAAUAUUCUGCAAGCAUAUAUGCAAAAGAUGCAAAUGAUAAAACAUGCUUAUUUUUAGCUGCUGAAGAAAAUUCUAAAGAAGCAUUAGAGAUUUUGUGUAAGUAUGAUAUUAAGAAUCUUUUGGAAGAAAUUAAUAAGUAUGGUAUGACACCACUUCAUAUUGCAGCAAAAGAAGGACAUGAUAAUAUUGUUCAAACUCUCUUGAACUUAGGGGCGUGUAUUGAUGCAAAAUGUCAUGAAAGUCUUACUCCUCUACAUCUUGCUGCAAAGAAUGGUCACUUUAGAAUUGUUCAACUCUUACUGUCAAAUGUUUUAAGCAUUGUUAAUGAUGUUGAUGAUUCUUCAAACACACCUCUUCAUCUUGCUGCAAUGGAAGGUCAUGUUAAAAUUGUUGAAAUGCUUAUUGAGGUUGGUUCAGCAGUUCAUACUAGAAAUGCGAAUCAAAUGACUCCAUUAGACUGUGCUUCUUAUCGUGGUUGGAACCAAUGUGCACAAUGUUUAUUAGAUGCUGACUCUAUUAUAAAUCCUUCUGAUAAGGUCAAGAUAACAUCAUUGCAUCUUGCUAGUAAAGAAGGACAUGUUGAUAUUGUAAACUUAUUGUUGUCAAAAAAUGCUGAUGUUACUCGCAAAGAUCAUCUUGGAAAAAACUGUUUAGAUUAUGCAAUUGAGAAUAAUCAUAGAGAGGUUGCUAUGGCAAUUAUUGGAUGUAAUAACUGGAAAAAUGCUUUGCGAAACUCAACUGUUGAAGGGAAUAAACUUACAACACCAAUGAGAAAGUUAAUUAAAAAAUUUCCAGAUGUUGCAGAGCAAGUCUUUAAUCAAUGCAUUUCAGAUAAUGGUCUACCUCCAAAAGAUCCCCAAUUCAAAAUUACGUGCUCUUAUGAGUUUCUUGAAGAUACCUUUGCUCCAUGGUGCACUAUUUCCACAGAUAGUAACAAGCAGCAGUAUCCAAGCAAAUUAUUGGAAAAUUCUUAUAGAACAUCAUUUUUCUCAAUAUUUUCUGGUAUAAGAACAAGGUUUUUAGUCAAUUGGAUGAGAAAAAAUGAUUUCAAACAAAAUCAUCCUUUGAAGUUUAUGGUUCAAAAUGAGCAUACUGAUCUUCUGUGUCAUCCUUUGGUUACUUACUUGUUGAGGUGCAAAUGGAGUUGUUGUGGGCGAUACGCAUAUUAUUCCAGACUGUUUUUGUAUAUGAUUUUUCUUUUAUUUAUUAAUGGUUAUGCUUUAACAUUGAGGUCUAAUUUAUACCAACUUAAUACAAAUGAAACAGUUUUAUAUUGCCAACCUAUUCAUGCAGUAAGUGUAAGCUCUUCAGUGAAGUUUUUUGUUAAUCCUGCCAGAUAUCUUGUCAUAAUAUUAUGUUCUUUGAGUUUAGGAAUAGAGUUUGUUAAGCUUCUUACAGAUCCCUACCAUUACAUUCAUAUACACAGGGUUGUUGAGUUAGCAGCUUAUAUUUGUUCAUUGAUUUAUGCAACACAAUUUAAACCCUUUGACAGUGAUGUAAGCAGUUUUCGAUGUUCAUAUUUACAACGUCAACUUGGAGGAGCUAUUGUAACACUAUCAUGGUUAGGUUUUGUGCUGCUUAUGAGAAGGUUUCCUAAACUUGGAAUUUAUGUUGUUAUGUUCCUUCAUAUCUUAAAGACAUUUACCCAAAUUUUUCCUAUCUGGGUUUUAUUUAUUAUUGCAUUUGGUUUGGGUUUUCAUUUAAUUAUGUUUGUUGAACUGAGCUCAUUUUCAACACCUGCUCGCUCUUUUGUUAUGUUGUUAACUGCCAUGGGUGGAGAAUUUAAUUUUGACACUAUAUUUAACCCUGAUCCACCAUUCUAUACACUGGCUAUUGCUUGGCCAAUGUAUGCUAUUUUUCUGGUUAUUGAUUGUCUUGUGCUUAUGAGUUUGUUGAUUGCUUUAGCAGCUGCUGAUAUUAAAAGUCUACGAAAACAAGCUGUUCUAAAAAGAUUAACCAUGCUAGUAGAUUUGACAUUGGAUGUAGAAAAAGCACUUCCCAUAUCGUUGCAAAAGAAAUUAGUGAAAAUGGAAGAAUCAGUGUAUCCAAAUGUACAUAAAUCAUGGAAUCUCUGGUCUUUUUGGUCGUUUGAAUCCCCUUCUACUAAUAUAAGAAAAAAGAAAUGGCUGAAUCAAUUAUAUCAAAAAGACAACAGUCACAAAAUAUUUGGUUGAUAGGAAAUUCUAUCGAUACUCUGAGCCAAACAAUCAUUCCCACUAAUGGGGAUAUUUUUAAAUUAUUUUUUCACCUUAAGAACUGUGAAUUUAAAACUGAGAAAUCAAUAAAAUCAAAUUCAAUUGUUGCUGAUGCAGUAUGUGAAGCAGUUCUAGAAAUCUGGCAUAAAACCGGUAUUGAAACCCAAAGGAAAGAUAAAAUCAAAUAAAAAAUAACUAAAUUGCACGAUAAAUACAACGUUCAAAAAAGAAAAGGCCAAAUGAAACAAUGAAACUAAUCUAAAUAAUUUUGUAGCAAUGCUUGAAAACUAUUUUUUCCUACAUUAAUUGCCUACAUUAAUGCUGAAGAAACCAUUCAGAAAGACAGACUACAGAACGAUAAACAAAAAAGUGAAGACAUUAAGUUUUUAUUUGCGAUCAAAGAUAACAAAAGAGUAAAACUAGGAACACCAGAUAAUCAAUACGCAAAGAAACUAAAAAUGAAAGAUGAACGAAGCAAGAGAGGGCAACAUUGGUAAAAAAAGGCCUAAAGAAUUCAAAUAUUGAAUGUUUAAGCUCUUCAGAAAGUGAAGCAAAUCUAGAUUGUGAUUCAUCCUUAAGUGAAGCAAGCAUCAGUGAAAUACUUGUGAAAAAAAUGCAAAAUGAUCAAAGAAAAACCUUAAUAAAUAAUCAAACAACCGAUAAUGAAAAUAAGGUUCAGCUACUAUUGCCAAAAAAUUCAUUUUUGAAUCCAAACAUUUGCCAAACCGCUGUCAGGCUGAAUUUGUCCUUAGGACAAAGAACAGCAUUUUUGGGAGCUAUUGC